GGUACAUUGAAACUGUUUGAGCUUAGGCGUUGAUGAUUGGGUGUGUUUGAGGCGGUUAGCAUUUCGAUUCACGUCGGCUUUUGUGAUACCCCUUACGAGACAAUGACGAGGACUCUUCUACGACAAGUUCUUUCCCUUUUCGUCUCAAUAUGGGGUAAAAUUCCCGGCCUCCCUCGUCGCUCCUGGCACUCCGCAGUAGAGGAGCAAGCGCCCCCGGUCUCGCAUCAGCAAGCAGAUGCUGUCAACUCUAACUCACCUUGCUACAAUCUCGAGUGUGAUACACGUGGCCGGGGAAUACUCGCUGGAUCUUGCCGCCGAGGAGAGUUGACGAAAAGGGGAACCCGGCGUCUCAUCGAUCGGGGACGUCGCCGAUGUCGAGGGGUAAGCAGCAUGUUAUGAAGCUGACGACCAGUUGUUUCACUCGGUCGUCCCCGUCUCGUCUAUCGCAGUGCAGGCGGAUGUGACUUCCGGUCGUAGUCUUUGUUGUCCCAGGCCCCGGCGCCAUGCAUAUUUCAAUAGCGAUCGUCUGACAGCUGGCUGUGCGCCAUCUGCGCUUGAG
This is a messenger RNA of Chaetomium fimeti, 559 nucleotides long. RefSeq lists its product as uncharacterized. Lineage: Eukaryota; Fungi; Ascomycota; Sordariomycetes; Sordariales; Chaetomiaceae. The record is from RefSeq and is a predicted model, not a curated record. The transcript has a single exon. The coding region runs from base 103 to 399 and encodes 98 amino acids.